UGAUCCCCAGAUGCCUCGAAUUCUCUCCACUCUUGUUCUCAGCCAUGCCAGGAGAGAGGCCUUCUCGUUUCGCAGGGAUGCCUGCGUUGUGGAGAGUCCUGUUGCUGUGGGUUUGUGUUUGCAUCUGCAUUCCAGCUCAGGCCCAGGCAGCGCUGGUUGUUUCCAGGAGAGAUGAUCUGACACAGGAGACCAAAGAAGCAACAAGCACCAGGUCAAUAAAGAAAAGAAGUACAAACUCUGCAAAUGUGGAGCUGUACAGUGUUAGAGUCGCCUGCACGGUGGCGUCUCGGUUCGCCCACACCGUCAUGACCUCCAGGGCUCUAAACAAAGCAAACUCCUCCCAGGAAGUCUUCUUCAACGUGGAGCUGCCCAAGACUGCCUUCAUCACCAACUUCAGCAUGGAAAUUGAUGGUAAGGUGUAUGUUGGAGAGGUGAAGGAGAAAGAGAAAGCUAAGAAACAGUAUGAGAAGGCUGUUUCCUCUGGACAGACGGCGGGACUGGUCAAGGCUUCUGGAAGAAAGAUGGAGACGUUUUCAGUGUCCGUCAACGUUGCUGCCAGUAGCAGCGUGACUUUCAUUUUGACCUAUGAGGAGCUCCUUCAGCGGAAACUGGGCCAAUAUGAGAUUUUGACCCGAGUUAAAAUUGAACAGCCGGUGCAAGAUUUUGAGAUCCUGGCAGACAUCUAUGAGCCACAGGGCAUCACGUUUGCUGACGCUACUGCAACUUUCCUCACCAAUGAGCUGCUCCCGGUGCUAAAGAAAACCGUCACAGACACAAAGGCAUACAUCUCUUUCUCACCAACAGUGGAGCAGCAGAAGUGUGCAGGGUGUGAAGGCACAAUAAUUAAUGGGGAUUUCAUCAUCAAGUACGACGUGAAACGAGAGCAGAGCCUGGGGGAAGUUCAGGUUGUGAACGGAUACUUUGUGCACUUCUUCUCCCCUCCGGACUUGGCCAGAGUCCCAAAGAAUGUGGUGUUUGUAAUUGACAGGAGCGGAUCAAUGAGUGGAACAAAGAUUGAACAGACCCGGGAUGCCAUGGUUGCCAUUCUAAAAGAUCUGCAUGAAGAGGACCACUUUGCUAUCAUCCCGUUUGAUACUGAUUCUGUCACCUGGAAAGACUUUCUUAGAAAAGCAACAGAGCAAAAUGUUUCUGAAGCCAUCCGUUAUGUCAGCAGACUGCGAGAAAGGGGAGGCACCAACAUCAACGCUGCAGUACUGAGGGCAGUGACAAUGCUGAAGAGCGAAAGAGAAAAGAACAAAGUUCCAGAGAGGAGUGCAGACAUGAUUAUUUUACUGACUGAUGGGAUGCCAAACAUAGGGGAGUCCAAUACCUCGAAAAUCCAGAGUAAUGUGCACACAGCUAUUGGGGGAAAUAUGUCUCUGUUCUGUCUUGGAUUUGGAAAUGAUGUGGACUACACCUUUCUGGAUGUGAUGAGCAAACAAAACAAAGGACUGGCUCGUAGAAUCUUUGCGGCGUCUGAUGCAGUUGUUCAACUCAAGGGUUUCUAUGAGGAAGUGUCCAGUCCUCUGCUCUUGGAGGUGAAACUGCGUUAUCCUGACAAUACAGUGGAUUUUUUGACCAAAAACUACCACAGCCAGUUGUUCAAUGGCUCAGAGAUCGUGGUGGCCGGUCGACUGAGUGAUAACAACGUGGAUAACUUUUUGGUGGAGGUUUUUGCCCAGGGGCCUGAAGAGGACUUCCAGGUGCAGGGAAAGGCCAGUGUGGCAAACUGGCAAACAAUGUACCCAGAAAAGGAAUACAUCUUUGGGAACUUCACUGAGCGUCUGUGGGCGUACCUCACCAUCCAACAGCUUCUGGAGACCAGUGACAUCGGUACUCAACAGGAGAAAGACAAUAUUACAGCCAAGGCCCUGGACAUGUCACUGCGGUACAACUUUGUCACCCCUCUUACCUCCAUGGUGGUCACCAAGCCUGAAACUGAGGACGGAGCAGACAGCUCUUUUGUCGCGGAUAAACUGACUGAGGCGCAGCGGCAAGCAGCAGAGAGAAAAAAGGGUAAGAGCAUUCCUCAGUCCUCAGUCGCUGCUGCCAGUCACCCCGCUAGCAGGCCCCCGGUUAUGUCAGAUGUGGAUGGAGAUCCUCAUUUCAUGAUAGAGCUCCCAGACAGAGACGACGCUCUGUGCUUCAACAUCAACGACAAACCAGGAACCAUCUUCAAUCUGGUCAAAGACACAAAAUCAGGCUUCGUGGUGAAUGGCCAAAUUAUUGGUAAGAAGAAAUUUGCUCCAGAUGGCAAAAGCAACACCUACUUUGGACGGUUUGGUAUCGGCCAUCAGAAGCUGGGGGUCAGGCUGGAGGUGAGCACUCAGGACAUCUCAGUGUUCCACAAUGGCAAGCAUUUCAAGCUGCUGUGGUCUGAUGCAACCUCUCUCAAAGAAACCGAUAUGGACCUCAGGUUGGCUCAAAAUUGCACCCUAACCGUGACGCUGAGGCACUCAGUUAAAUUUAUGGUCAUCAGACACACAAAGGUUUGGAAGAGACGCCACGAGCAACAAGACUACCUGGGUUUCUACACCUUGGACAGCCACCACUUAUCUGCUUCAGUUCACGGUCUGCUAGGUCAGUUCUACAACGGGGUUUCAUUUGAGAUGGGAGACUUUCGUCAGGGUGAAGUCCAGGAGAAUUUAGACGCAACCAUGUACGUAAAAGGACAAAGACUCAACGUGACCAGACACUGGCAAAAGGACUUCAGCAAGGAUGUGAAGAACGGAGAAAACAUCCCCUGCUGGUUUGUUGGCAAUGAUGGAGCGGGCCUCAUCGACGGGACAGCAUCGGACUACAUUGUGUCAGACCUUUUUAAGACUGUUUGAGUGUUAAAAACUCCUAAACUCAGUGGCAGAGGGUGCAGGGUGCAUCGGCCUGGUGGCAGUGAUGUGUGGCGAGAGAUAAAGAGUGUGACUUCAUUCAGAAAUUGCACGCAUGCAGAAAAUGAAAGCAACCGGGAGGCUUUUGUAUUAUGGCAAAUACAUUAUAUCACUUUAUUAUUCCGAGCGACUGCCAUGUUUAAGUUGUUUUUGGAUAGAUGUGAAGUUUAUCUGAAAAUAGCAGACACGGUACAGAGCAGCAUCUUUAUCACUUCAGUUUAAAUGUCGUAGCUGGACCGUUCCUGCUAAACAUUAUUUACAAGUACUCAUUUAUAAAUAUCCAGGAUUUUUUAUUGCACAGAACAGGUCUUGAAAGGAUAGCAAGCAUGAUGGGCUGAUGCGCCGCACAAGCAAUGAGCCUGUGUUACCUUAUUUGAUGGCAAUAUGUGCACUCUGACUUUAUUUUUGACCAUUUGAUGGACAAAAAUGUCUGUUACGCUUGGGAAAAUGAAACCCCAAUUAACUUUAUAAUUUUGGCACUUAUGAUUUACCUUUGAGUCGAGCUAAAACCUCUCUGGGGGUGCCAAGAUGUCCUCUAUGUGGAAAAAUCUUGGUACGAUAAGUCUGGGAUGUGGGCAAAAAAAAAAAAAAAAUGACAAUGGGAAUGUGUGUGGUGUGAAAACUACAGAGUCUGGAAAGACUCAGUGAAGAGAUUGUUCAAGAUUUGCUUUGUGUCAAGCGGCUAUGCUUCACACACCAUAUUAACUUCUCCACGCAUUGUUGAAAUUAAAUAAAUAUUUUGUUGUAUAAAAAUACUUGCCUCCUGGCAGCACAGGAACUACGCUGGAUGUGUAUCAUUAAAGCGAGCACAUUGAGUACAAUCCAUUUAAACUUUGGAUGAAAACUCAGUUUGAAUAUCAUGACGCAGCAGCUCAUGUAAGAUUUAGGGUGGUGUUUGCUGUGACAAAUCACUGACCUGCCCCCAAAUUAUUUUUAGACAAUGGUUCAUUGUAGAAUAUCACAACAUAACAUAACAAACGAUCAGGUGUGAAAUGUAAAUAAUUACAUCCAAGUGUUUUUUAUUGUUGUAAAGUAAAGCUGGGCUUGUGUUUGAUAUACUUCAGAGCUGGUAAAGUAAAAUUCUAACUGCUUUGCACCUUCAACUACAUAACAAACAUUAUGACAUAAUGAAUUUGUUCAUUAACUGUUUCUCAAUAACUGCACUUUUUGCCAGAGCCAAAAAAAAAAAAAACAGUAAACACCUAAAAAAAAAUAAAAAAAAAUAAAAAAUGCAAA
This is a messenger RNA of Stegastes partitus (bicolor damselfish), 4121 nucleotides long. Its product is annotated as inter-alpha-trypsin inhibitor heavy chain H3-like. Gene Ontology annotation, molecular function: serine-type endopeptidase inhibitor activity. Gene Ontology annotation, biological process: hyaluronan metabolic process. The transcript is spliced from 21 exons. The record is from RefSeq and is a predicted model, not a curated record. Bases 45 to 2831 code for a protein of 928 amino acids. NCBI's taxonomy places the organism in Eukaryota, Metazoa, Chordata, Actinopteri, Pomacentridae.